Maudiozyma barnettii is the source of this 690-nucleotide messenger RNA. It is a transcript of the gene CPR5, whose product is annotated as peptidylprolyl isomerase family protein CPR5. The record is from RefSeq and is a predicted model, not a curated record. Gene Ontology annotation, biological process: protein folding; protein peptidyl-prolyl isomerization. Lineage: Eukaryota; Fungi; Ascomycota; Saccharomycetes; Saccharomycetales; Saccharomycetaceae. Bases 1 to 690 code for a protein of 229 amino acids. Gene Ontology annotation, cellular component: fungal-type vacuole; endoplasmic reticulum. The transcript has a single exon. Gene Ontology annotation, molecular function: peptidyl-prolyl cis-trans isomerase activity.
AUGCUGGGUACGAAUCAUCGAACAAUUCAACUAUGGUUGAUAUCUAUAUUGGUAUUGAUUCAAGGGAUAAUUGUCCAUGCAACGGAUCCUACGAUAACACAUAAAGUCUAUUUUGAUAUAAAACAUGGUGAUAAGAACAUUGGUAGAAUCAGUGUUGGUCUUUACGGGCUAGUAGUGCCUCAAACGGUUGAGAAUUUCUUUGAAUUGACUAUCUCUAGUAGUCCAGCAAUGGGAUACGUAAACUCCGUAUUCCAUCGUGUCAUUCCAGAUUUCAUGAUUCAAGGUGGUGACUUCACGAAUGGUGAUGGUACUGGUGGUAAGUCUAUAUAUGGAGACACCUUCAAGGAUGAGAGUUUCGAGAUCAGCCACGAUAAACCAGGCUUGCUCUCCAUGGCAAACCGUGGUAAAGAUACUAAUGGUUCUCAAUUUUUUAUUACUUUGAAAGCUACUAAAUGGCUCGAUGGGAAACACGUCGUCUUCGGCGAGGUCAUUGGUGGUAUGGAUGUCGUGCAAUACAUCGGCAACAUCAAGGUUAAUUACAGAGAUAGACCUCUCGAGGAUAUCCGUAUUGUCGAUUGUGGUGAGUUAGAGACAGUGCCAUUAAAUAACCACCAAGCCGCGCAAUUGCAGGACGAAUUAGAGAAGGAAGCCAUGGAGAACCAAGAACAAUCAAAGCACGACGAGUUAUAA